AUGACAGAUCUUGAACAAUAUGAGCAGCUUUUUGAUGAGAACCCAAUAGAGGGUUCUUCACCCUUACGCCUAAUUAUUGAAAGCAAUGAUGUGGCAGCUCUACACUCCUACAUAAAGAAAUAUCCAGACCGAGUCUUUAUUCCGACAGAGAUGAUUGUCGAUAGCCCUUUUUGCAAUGCUACAGCAGAUGAGACAUUAGAUGUUCUUCGUGUGCUUCUCGAUCUAGUUGAUACCAAUGGGGAGCAAAUUCGGCCUGUCAGGCCCGAUGAUUAUUCAUUGCUGGACAUUGCCUGUGGAGCCGCCCAACUUAAUACAGUGAAGUUUUUGUUAGACAGAAGCCCCCCCUUAGGCGCAAGAUAUGUCUCUGAUUCUCACGGUGGCCAUGCACUCCUAUCUGCGGCGUCCUCUUUACGAUGCGAUCUUUCCUAUAAAGCAGACCUAGGCCCUGAUGGUCAAAAGAUCUGGCUCCGAGACGAAACUGCACGGAGCGAGGAAAUAAUAUACAUGCUCCUUGACAGGGGUGCCAGUAUACUAGACGCUGUUCGUCCAUACAGGUUUCCUCAUGUUGAGCAAGAUGAGAAACCUACGGAUUAUAUAGAAACCGCCCUCGGACAAGCCGUUUCACGCGCCAGUUAUCAGUUGGUAUCACGUCUGAUUACUGAAGGGGCAGAUGUUCACGCCCGACAGUACAGUUGGAGUAGUGAUCCUAUAAGCGAUGUCGGAGAAGUGACUGCAUUGCAUAUUGCCUGCGGUUAUUGGAAUGUACAGGGAAUCAAGGCACUACUGGACAAUUGCGGCGAGGUAAGUCCUACAGAUAUGGUAUCUAUGCGUGAUGCUGGUGGACGUAUUCCGUUGCACUGGGCAGCCCAGAACAUCUGCUUUGACGAUUAUUAUCUCCCUGAUGAUGAGAUUGGCUCUCAGAUAUGUGAUACUCUUGAGUUGCUUAUACAAACUAAUCCGAAAACAAUCAACGCCCAAGGUAAAGAUGGUGCAACUCCUCUGUUCUCUGCGAUAGAAGGUCAUGCGGAUUGUGGCGGAACUAAACAUUUCGAGAGAAUGGUCCAACUUUUAUGCGAAAAAGGAGCGGAUGCAAGUAUACGAGAUAUCACUGGACAAAAUGUCCUACAUAUCUUAGCUGUUAGGACUAUAGGGUGCCAACCUGUCAAUCCAUCUAUACUGGACCUAUUAGUGGCACAUGGAGCCAAGGUGAAUGACGCUGAUUUGGAAGGUAAUACUCCUCUACACCAUAUGGCUAGGAGUUUGCGACAAAUGAAUUUAAUGAGGCGUUUGAUUCAUCACGGUGCGAAUGUUAAUGUUACCAAUAAUAAGGGAGAAACACCACUCCACAGAGCAAUGGCAGCCCUUCCUCUAGCUCGGCAGAACAGGGACGGAACACCAGAUGCAUUUACACCUGAGAGGAGAACGAAAGCGCAUGAUGAGGUACUCGAAAUCUUGCAAGGAGCAGGAUGUAGAAUGGAUGAGCCAAAUAUAGAGGGCAAGACACCAUAUCAGCUUCUUGAAGAGACCAGGGCAUCAUGGCGCAAGAGAGAUGACAUGGAGGAACGAAGAAAAUAA
Talaromyces marneffei is the source of this 1575-nucleotide messenger RNA. RefSeq lists its product as uncharacterized. The record is from RefSeq and is a predicted model, not a curated record. Lineage: Eukaryota; Fungi; Ascomycota; Eurotiomycetes; Eurotiales; Trichocomaceae. The transcript has a single exon. Gene Ontology annotation, biological process: regulation of barbed-end actin filament capping. Gene Ontology annotation, cellular component: cytoplasm; nucleus. Gene Ontology annotation, molecular function: protein binding. The coding region runs from base 1 to 1575 and encodes 524 amino acids.